GAUUUACAUACCUCCCUACUGGUCCAUUUAUCACUUCAUUGCAAAUUUUUUUCUCUCUUCUGUUGACCAAUUUCAGUAGCAUAAUUAACCCUAGCCUGGAUAAAAUAGAAGUAAGAAAAGGUUAAUACCCCCUUUCCAAAAAAAAAUGAGGAUCAAACUGACAUGUUUCUUAAGCAACCGAAAGUGGAGAUUCUAAAAUUCACGUCAUAGAUAAAGUUACGGAUUAUUCUCUUCCUCCUUUGCAUCCUUCUAUGUAAAUCACUAUCAAUGGUUUCUCAAGUUCCUAUUUCUAUUACCUCUGUUGUUUUCAACAAGUUUUCAAGCCACAGGACAUGGAUUUUGGUGAUAGUCGGCCAAUUGUCUGCGAUAAUGGAACAGGCUCGGUAAAGGCUGGUUUUGCUGGUGACGAUGCUCCAUGUGUAGUUUUCCCAAACGUGAUAGGGCGCCCCCGAAACAAUCAUCCACUGAUUGGCAUUGGACAGAAGGACAUGUACUUUGGAGAUGAAGCGCAAGCCAGACGUGGAGUCCUAAGAUUAACCUAUCCUGUUGGUCAUGGAAUGGUGAGAGAUUGGGAAGCAAUGGAGAGUCUGUGGGAGCAUACAUUUGAGAAGGAGCUCAGAGUUUCCAUAGAAGAACACCCAGUCCUCUUAACAGAGCCCCCCAUGAAUCCCAAAAUCAAUAGAGAGAAAAUGAUGGAAAUCAUGUUUGAAGCUUUUGAAGUUCCUGCCACCUAUGUAGCAAUUCAGGCUGUGCUCUCCCUCUAUGGCAGCGGUCGAACAACAGGAAUUGUGAUGGACUCUGGAGAUGGGGUCACACAUGUUGUUCCCAUCUAUGAGGGAUAUGCUCUACCACAUGCCAUAGAAAGGCUUGAUUUAGCUGGCAAGGACCUGACUGACUAUCUCACCAAAAUCCUAACUGAAGAAGGUUAUGUGUUCACCACAUCAGCAGAAAGAGAAAUUGUUAGGGAUAUAAAGGAGCGACUCACUUAUGUAGCAAUGGAUUUUGAGAAGGAACUUGAAAUGUCUAGUGAAAGCUCUGAGCUAGACAAGCAAUAUGAAUUGCCAGAUGGGCAAGUCAUAACGAUAGGAGCAGGGCGUUUCAAGUGUCCAGAGGCUCUGUUUGAUCCUAGCAGAGUGGGAAUGGAGUCGGGUGGAAUCCACGAGGCUGUGCUGAAAUCAAUCAGAAGGUGCGACAUGGACAUUAGGCGCGACAUGUUUGCAAAUGUGGUGCUUAGUGGGGGUACCACUGUAAUAUCCGGUCUGGCUGAUAGGUUACUGAAGGAGCUGAGCUCUAUGGUGCCUCCCGGAGUCAAGGUAAGGGUGGUUGCACCUCCUGAGAGGAAGUAUAGUGUCUGGAUUGGUGGCUCCAUCUUAGCUUCACUUAGCACCUUCGAGCAGAUGUGGAUUUCCAAAGAAGAGUACAUGGAGUCUGGUUAUUCUAUUGUGCACAUGAAAUGCUUUUAAGCACAUUAUAAUAGAUUGUGUUUUUUUAUUUUUCGAUCUUAUAAUGUAUUAUUCCUUCUUUUGCGUUAUCCAAUUAAUAAUAAAAAAAAAAGGUUCAGAAUGCCCUUUUAUCAGUAAAAAAACUUUUUUUUUUCUUUCUUUAUUUUAUUUAUUAUUUUUGUGGAGGUAAUGGUUAGAUCCUCCAGACCUGUAUUCAUUUUGUUUUUCUAAAUCCAUUUAACUUGAGAUUAUGACAUAUAUAUGCCCUUGUUCAAGAACCCACAAGCACCUAGAGGAGGUGACAAAGUUAGCUAAGCCAAGAGUAACAAGCAGCAUUUUGGUGUCAUGACUACCCAAACGCUAUUAGAGAGUGGGUAAUUAGAAAAAAGGUUAUUUGAUAAAAAAAGAAAAAUUAUAAAGUUAUAAACAAUAGAAACAAAAGGGUAUUAUUAUCUCUUAUAGUUCCUUUUCCUUUCUCUUCCCUCUCAUGUUUUAAACAAAAACCAUAAAAUAACGUCUCUUCUUUUUCAACUUGUGUCCUUCUUACUUUCUGAAAAAAAGAAAAAAGAAAAAUUUGUGUGGUUCGACUCUUGUAUGAUGACCAUUAAUAAUAAGUAUGACAAAUUGCUUGAUAUAAAAAAAUAAUAAUACACAAAUAAAUAAAUAAUAUUAAUCAAACAAUAUACCA
This is a messenger RNA of Cornus florida, 2130 nucleotides long. RefSeq lists its product as uncharacterized. The coding region runs from base 333 to 1463 and encodes 376 amino acids. The record is from RefSeq and is a predicted model, not a curated record. The transcript has 4 exons. Lineage: Eukaryota; Viridiplantae; Streptophyta; Magnoliopsida; Cornales; Cornaceae.